Gambusia affinis (western mosquitofish) is the source of this 3483-nucleotide messenger RNA. RefSeq names its product kinesin-like protein KIF23. Lineage: Eukaryota; Metazoa; Chordata; Actinopteri; Cyprinodontiformes; Poeciliidae. The transcript has 22 exons. Gene Ontology annotation, cellular component: nucleus; microtubule; kinesin complex. Gene Ontology annotation, molecular function: ATP binding; ATP hydrolysis activity; microtubule binding. Gene Ontology annotation, biological process: microtubule-based movement. The record is from RefSeq and is a predicted model, not a curated record. Bases 77 to 2650 code for a protein of 857 amino acids.
UUCAUAAGAGGGAACAUUUCAAAUCGUGAACAAGAGGCGCUUCAGAGCAGCUGAGAGGAAUUUCAUCAUACAAACAAUGCAGCGAGCUGGGAAAGGGAGGACUCCUCGAAGGCCCAAAAAGCCAAGCAACAUAGAGAAAGAUCCUGUGGGGGUUUAUUGCCGCAUACGUCCACUUGGUGCAGAAGAUGAGGAAUGCUGUGUUGAGAUGAUCAGCAGCUCCACCAUUCAGCUUCAUGCUCCCGAUGGACUGAAAGCAAACCGCAAUGGUGAAUACAAGGAGACACAGUACUGCUUUAAGAAGGUGUUUGGUAUUAAAACAACUCAAAUUGAGCUGUUUGAAGAUGUCGCCAAGCCACUCAUUGAGGACCUCAUUCACUGUAAAAACGGUUUGCUGUUUACAUACGGUGUGACAGGAAGUGGUAAAACGUACACUAUGACCGGCUCGCCUGGAGAAGGUGGACUCCUUCCUCGUUCUCUAGACAUGCUCUUCAACAGCAUCGGGCCUUUUCAGGCCAAAAGAUUUGUGUUUAAACCUGAUGAGAAAAAUGGAAUCGAGGUUCAGAACCAGCUUGACGCUCUGCUCGAGAGACAGAAGAGAGACAGCCAGCAGUCGCUUCUCAAAACGCCGUCUUCCAGGCACCGGGCGGAUCCGGAGUUUGCGGAUAUGAUCAACCCAGAACAAGCGUGUAAAUUCGAGGGCGUCGACGAAGACUGCUGCUACAGCGUAUACGUGUCCUACAUUGAGAUCUACAACAACUAUAUCUAUGACCUCCUCGAAGAUGCUCCGUUUGAUCCAAUCAGACCAAAGCCACCUCAGUCAAAGAUUCUUCGUGAAGAUCAGAAUCACAACAUGUAUGUGGCCGGCUGCACAGAAGUUGAAGUCAAAUCCACAGAAGAGGCUUUUGAAGUCUUCUGGAAAGGACAAAAGAAGAGACGGAUAGCGAAUACUGAGCUCAACCGAGAGUCCAGCCGCUCCCACAGUGUGUUCACAGUGAAACUGGCCCAGGCACCUCUAGAUGCUGAUGGGGACCAUAUACUGCAGGACAAAAGCCAGGUGAAUGUGAGCCAGCUGUGCCUGGUUGACCUGGCGGGCAGCGAACGCACCAACAGAACCAGAGCAGAGGGAAGUCGCCUUCGAGAAGCAGGUAAUAUUAACCAGUCCUUGAUGACCCUGCGGACAUGUAUGGAGGUCCUGCGUGAAAACCAGAUGUGUGGAACUAAUAGGAUGGUGCCCUACCGAGACUCUAAAGUCACACAUUUGUUUAAAAACUACUUUGAUGGAGAAGGAAAAGUCAGGAUGGUUGUCUGUGUUAAUCCCAAAGCUGAGGAUUAUGAAGAAACCUUGCUGGUAAUGCGCUUUGCUGAGAUGACCCAGGAAGUGGAGGUGGCUCGGCCGGUGGACCGUCCGAUCUGUGGCCUGACGCCGGGGCGCAGGCAGAGGAACCAGGCGUUCAAAGAUGAGCUGUCACGCCGACUGGAAGAAAGAGGGGGUCCAGUUAACGGAGAUCCAGUUCAGCUGAACCAGCUCAUUGAAAGCCUCCCACCGCUGCCUCCCUGCGAGCUCUCGGAUCCCUCUGAUGAUCAGACGUUGCCCCGUCUGAUGGAGGUUCUGGAAAGACGGUACCGUAUCCGUCAGAAGAUGACUGAACAGUUCAACCAGAACGAUUUAACGGAGAGGCGAGUGAACGCCAAGCAGCUGGAGCUGCAGAACAAGUUGUGGGUGAAGGACGAGAAGCUGAAGCAGUUAAAAGCCAUCGUGACUGAGAACGGCGGCGCUAGCGGCGGUCCCGCAGAGCCGCCGAGGAAGCCGGAGAGACCCUCCAGAGAGAGGGAUAGAAACGUUGCUCAGAAGCGCUCAGCUUCUCCUACACCUCUCUCUGAUUUAGGCCAAACACCUCUCAGCCAAAACCGAGCCAGUGUUAGGGGAGUUCAGGACCCCGUCCCCACCUCCGCUCCCUCCUCCUCCUCCUCCUCAUCAUCAUCCUUUCCCUCGGUCGCCUCCUGCAUUUCAGAUUGGGAGCAGAGGUUCCCUUUAGACUCAGGCAGCCAGUCUAGACAACCAGGAACGCCCCAGUUUGCCAGCAGGACUCCCACCCCAUGCCACGGCGCCAGCAGCGUGGGUCGCAGGAGAGGCCAGCGCUGGGCCCCAGAGACUGAGGCCCCUCAUGCAGCGUCUGUCUAUGAGCUAAACAAAGAGGCAGGCACAAGGACGGUUCCUCCGGUUCAUCCAAUGCACAGGCGCUCACACUCUGCGGGUGGGGAGAAAUGGGUAGACCACAAACCGGCCUCUAAUUUGGAUCUAGACACUGUAAUGCAGCCAAUCAUACCCAAUGCGAUCAAGGUGUCGACCCCGAACGAGAAAGCUCUGUCUAAAUGCCACAAGUAUGUCCUUAGACACCAAGAGCUUGCCUCUGACGGGGAGAUCGAGACCAAAUUGAUAAAGGGCAAUGUUUUUAAGACCAGAGGUGGAGGACAAGCAGUGGAGUUCACUGAUAUUGAGACUCUAAAGCAAGAAGACCCGACGGCACCAAGUCGCAAAAGGCGAUCUGGUUCUAGAGAGGGACCAGCUCAAACAGACGACAUUGAAAACAGGCCUCCAGUGGCAAACAUCAGUUCAAGCCAUGGGUAUCAAAAACGGAGAAGACCUUAAGGUGCUGCAGAGUUGGGGUUUUUUUUCAUUAUUUUGUUUUUCUCUUCCCUAAACAUUCAAACUGUUGCCUGUCAAAUCAGUAAAGAGGGAACUAUGCAUCUGACAGUUGUAGAACCUUUCUGCUAUUCCUGAUUAUAUUAAGCUUUACUAUGGUGCAAUUAUAAUUUAAUCAUCGCUUAAUGAUAUGUAAAGUGUUAUUUGUUGGAUUUCUUUUCUACAAAUAAGUGCUUUUUUUUAUUGCUCAUUGAAUGCUGGAAGACUGAGAGGUAGUUAAUGACCACAUGACUGAUUGUACUUUGUGUCUUUUGUCUGCUUUAUGCUGCCACCCAACGUAUCUGUGCUGUGGAAAUGUUUUUAUUUUUGUUUGUUUUUUUUUGUCUUUGCUUAUUUUUUUUUUCCCUCGCGUCUUUUGAUGUAUUAAAUGUCGAGGUGUUACUGUACACAUCUGAUCGCAAAAAACUAUUUUUAGGAUUUUCUGCACGUGGACCUGCAGAUGUAAAAACGCAGUGCUGCUGUCGCGCAGUGCAGCUGACCCCUUGUAAAUAACCUUUUUAUCUUUUCUAAACAAGUGUAGCACACUAGGACUUUUGGUGGCAUUAAAUUUAUUUGGACACCAUGUUGUAAUUACCAUUCUGUCCUCAAGUGAUUUUUGUUUUAUUUUCGGACCUCGAGCCAUUCCGAGUUUGGUUGGCUUGGUUUGAACCUUGUUUGGAAUGGUUUCAGGUCUGAAAGUGAAGUGGAGUAAAGCCCAGUCACCUCUGUACAUGCAAACGUAUUGGAAAUGGUGCAAAAUUAAUUACCAAUCAAAAUAAAAAAAAAAAGGUUUUUUCAAA